GCGCGCACGCCGGAGACCGAGCUUCAUGUAACACCGGGACUGUCCCUGCAAAUCAGGCUCCGGAGGAAAGUAAGAGAUUUGCCCCGCUCUGUGGAGGGGUACAUUCUGUGAAAGGAGAAGAGAGCCGUGACGUCACUUCCGGCGGGCGGGGUGUCAGGGACUAGAUGGUGAGAGCGACCCCGGAGGACGGUGACUGGAGCACGGAAAUGACCUAGAGGCCUUACAAAUACAUGGUGUGCAUUCUUGUCUCCAGCGCGGAGUCAAUCUGGGAGCUGCACUUGUUUCCGCUGUAACUAAACUACCUCAACAAACCCAGAGAGAGGAAGACGAGGGGAGGAGAAGCUUCCAGCCGUGAAUCUGUCAAGAACUCCAGGCACUUCAGUGCAGACUGGAUCUGCCGGACUGUAGCACCCACCCCGCACCGCCCAGGACCUACCCGCUGUUGACCAGUGUUUUGGGUCUCUCUUCGCUUGUGUUUUUUUGGAAUCUCGUGGAUCGGCUUGGCUUUCUUUUCCUGUUACACUAAUUGUUUGGGAUAAGUUUUGUGUUUUUUGUUUUUUUUUGCCUGCAGUGGAAACGGUGCCGAGGAGGGUUAACAGGAGCGUAGCCCUCACCGAGCGAGGCGCACGCAUCUCAUUGUGGAAGCUACAAGUUGUGAACUGCAGCUGGGCUGCACUGAAUACUAAAAACAAAGCCCUACGUCAGCGGAUCCGCGGCCUGCCUUUUGGAAAUGCCUUGUACAAAACCCAUGUUUGCCACCCUGCUCUACUAUUUGACAUAGCCAACCAACUGGAGGCGGGUUUUGUAAGGCACUGCUGAUUUUUAGGUUAGGGGCGCCCCGUGGCUUAGUCGGUCACCUAUGUAUUGCUGUAGCGCACAGGAAAGUAAAAUGGACUACAAGAGGCGGUUUUUGCUUGGCGGGUCCAAGCAGAAGGUGCAGCAACACCAGCAGUACCAGAUGCCUGAGCUCAGCCGGACUCUGAGCGCACCCUUGGCCUCCACUACCCCUUUAGUAUCUUCGGCUAACAGCUGCCCUCACCCUGCUGCCCACACUACGCCCAUAGCGGACAUCCAGCAGGGCAUCUCCAAGUAUUUGGAUGCGCUCAACGUCUUCUGCCGCGCCAGCACUUUCCUCACUGACCUUUUCAGCAGCGUUUUCCGUAACUCUCACUACUCAAAGGCAGCUAUGCAACUCAAAGACGUGCAGGAACAUGUCAUGGAGGCUGCCAGUCGGCUCACUGCAGCAAUAAAGCCAGAGAUUGCAAAAAUGCUGAUGGAGCUGAGCGCCGGGGCUGCCAACUUUAAAGACCAGAAUGAGUUCAGCCUGCAGGAUAUAGAGGUGCUCGGUCGCUGCUUCUUGACUGUGAUGCAGGUUCAUUUUCAGUUCUUGUCCCAGGCGUUGCAGAAAGUGCAGCCGUUUGCCGAAGCGAUAGCACACGAGCGCAAGAACGCUCCCGGAUCCGGUGACCUGAGCCCCACAAGAGAGCUGGGCGACGCUGUGAGGACUUGGCGAGGAGCUACCGAGGCCACAAGCCGCUUGCGCGAGAGAGGUUGUGACGGGUCCCUGGCCGGGCUAGAAGUUCAGCAGCUUUUCUGCUCCCAAAGCUUGGCCAUCCCAGAUCAUCACCUCAAGGAACUUAACCUGAAGAUCGACAGUACCUUACAGGCCUACAGGAUGGCGCUGGAAAGUCUGGGUCACUGUGAAUAUGCAAUGAAGGCCGGCUUCCACCUCAAUCCCAAGGCCAUCGAAGAAUGUCUGAAGGGCUGCUGUAGUGAUGCGGAGGCACAACAGUCGGGGAGGAGACAGACGCCACCUCAGCCCAUCCAGUGCGAGCUCCCGACCGUUCCGGUGCAGAUCGGCUCCCACUUCCUUAAAGGAACGUCCUUUAACGAGUCAUCAACUGAUAACCUAAAGCUGAAAACGCAUGCGAUGCUGCAGCUGAUCAAAGAAGUCGAUACACACAACGGCAUGACUGACAGGGAUGAAACCGCCGUGACUGAAAUUCUCAAUCAAGUGUGUCCUUCCACAUGGCGGGGGGCAUGUAAAACUGCAGUGCAGUUGCUUUUCGGCCAGGCUGGUCUGGUGGUCGUUGACACAGCACAGAUUGAGAAUAAGGAAGCCUACGCACCGCAGAUCAGUCUGGAGGGCUCGAGGGUCAUCGUGCAAGUUCCAUCCACUUGGUGUUUGAAGGAAGAUCCGGCUACCAUGUCUCUGCUGCAGAGGAGUCUGGACCCAGAGAAGACCCUGGGGCUGGUGGAUGUUCUGUACACAGCGGUGUUUGAUGUCACGCGCUGGAAGGAGGGCCGGGAACAGGCAUUGCCGAUCAUCCAGAUUCAGCUCCAGAGAGAAACCUCAGAGUUUGGAAGUCAGAUCGAUCUUCCGCACGGGAAUGGCAGCAAGUCGGCCGGAGGGCUGCAAAAGACUUUCUCCAAACUGACUUCACGAUUCACCAAGAAAGUGUCUUGUAGCGUCUCGGGUCACAGCGGAAGUUACUCUGUCCCUCAGACCCCCUCCAAACAUGUCUUAACCACUAAUAACUCAGAUGAAAAGGGGAAACUCCCCAACCACACGGACUCCAAGAUCCAGAACAUGCUGACCCUUGGAAGCUUCUCCAGGUCCAUGGACCACUCCAGCCACAGCACAAACAGCCAGUUAGUCAAUGGGUUUCUGGUCGACCGCAGAGAGGACUUGUUCAAAGGAGACGAUCCAAAGGACGAGAAAGGAAUGAACUUGCCUUCUGAUCAGGAAAUGCAGGAUGUCAUAGAUUUCCUGUCCGGCUUUAACAUGGGCAAAUCUCAGCAGACCUCUCCUGUGGUCAAGAGGAGAAAUUCGACUACGUCCUCUGUAGUGCCGGAGCAGAAGCAAGGGACUGUCAAGCCACUGUUGCAGCCGGUGAUGCAUCCUCCUUCGAUGCAUCCUCCAGCUCAGCCGCAGCAACAACCGCAGCAGCAGCAACAACCAGGACUGUUACAGCAACCACCCCAGCUGCCGAUAUCCCAGAAACAGCAGCUGCAGUAUUAUCAGCACUUGUUUCAGCCAAUCGGUCCUCAGCAGCAGCAGCAACAAUCACAGCACCCAUCGGGGAAAUGGUUAAACAGUUCCUCCCAGCCGUCGUCACAAGCUGUUGGCAGCGGCUUGUCUCCCCUCGGUCAGCUGAGCCAAUGGAGCAGUCAGGGGGUCUCUGAUCUGAGCUCAGACUUGUAUAGUAUGGGGCUCGUCAGCAACUUUAUGGAUAACAUGAUGUCCGAGAUGCUGGGACAGAAACCUCAAGGACCUCGAAAUAACACUUGGCCGAAUCGUGACCAAAGUGAAGGAGUGUUCGGGAUGCUUGGAGAUGUUCUGCCUUUUGAUCCUGCAGUUGGCUCGGACCCAGAGUUUGCCCGGUAUGUGGCCGGGGUCAACCAAGCUAUGCAACAGAAACGGCAAGCACAGCACGUCCGUCGCCCGAGCGCCACACGUAGCAACUGGCCCCAUCCUGACGAGUCGCACAGAACCUGGCCAUUCCCAGAAUACUUCUCCGAAGGGGAUGUGAUGAACAGCAGCUGGACGGGGGCUCAGGGAGAUUCCGCAAGUUCAAGCGACGAGACCUCCUCUGCCAACGGAGACAGUCUCUUCUCCAUGUUCUCAGGUCCAGACCUUGUUGCUGCAGUCAAGCAGAGAAGGAAACAUAGCAGUGGUGAACAAGAGGCAAACACACUACCCUCGCCACCUCUCCUCUCGACGGUGGAUGAUCUCAACCAGGAGAACAAAACCAAAACGUGGCCCCCCAAGGCCCCUUGGCAGCACUCCUCCCCCCUCACCAAUACACUGCCCAAUCAGAGUUCUUCUUUAUACCACAUGACAAAUCCCGUGAGCCAGUGGAACGACACAAUGCAAAUGCUGCAGUCGCCGGUCUGGUCCACGGCCAACGACUGCGCUCCGCCGACGGGGAUCUCCUCAACGUUCGCUUACGCACAGCAGCAAUCUCAGCAGGCAAACAAGGGCUUUAAAUCCUUCCAGAUGAAGCACGAACGCAGGCCCUCCUACCUGCACCAGUUCUGACCAAGCUGCUAGACCCCCAUUUCAGCUGCAUCCGUGUGUUGGGUGUGUUUAGGGGUGUGGGGGGGUGGGGGUGGGGUUGUUGUGGAAGGUUUGGGUUACACGCAGUAUGGGUCGUUUGGUUCUGAUCCUGUGUUGUGGUUUCCAUAGACUAAUCGCCUCCACUGUAAUCUUCUCCGGCUGAAUGUUAGGGGGCGAUGGCGCAUUGUGACCAUUCAGCAGUUUAGAGGAGUUCCCCUUUAAGUUUUUUUUUUUUUUUUUUUAAUUUAUUUUCAUUUUUUUCUCUAACACAUUUAAGUUCCCAUGUGGUGGCACGGAACAGCACAGCGAACCGCAUGCAUCUCUUCAAAAGACGCUAGUUUAAUUUAGAGCUUUUUUUUUAUGCAAUUCUAUUUUUUUUAUAUAUAUUUUUUUUCAUUUCAUAGUGGAGUUGCACAGUAACAUUUUUCAGAUUUUCGGACGAUUCCUCCAUGCACGUCAAUAGGUCAAAUGGCACAUACGUUUUUUUUUUUGUUUUUUUUCCUUAAUGCAAUGCUUUUUCUAAACUUGUCAUUAAAUGGACCUUUGGCAUUUUUAUUUUUUGCAUUUUUCAAAGGCAUAAACACAUUAAUAUCGACCAUGUGCGAACGCAGCCUAAAGAUAUGGAUCCUAACCAAGGAUACGUAUUAAACCCACCGUCCCCAGCCCUAUUAGAACACUGCUCAUUAAUGCUGCACGGUCCGGGGGUGCAGAUUGUGUACUGGUGAACUGGGCCUUGCUGGUAGUACAUCACCCUAUACAGGGGGGUUGCAAGUGCAGCCCCUCGCCCAGCACAACUCUAGGUCCUGGUGGUCUGCAGGUAAGAGAACGGAUGACCCCAUAAUGUUAUGUUUCUCUUAGAAAGAGACCACAGGGGCUCUCAGCAAAGGGUCACCCUUUCCCCAUGAUUAGCUGGUGUCAGUGGGACCUCCAAACCCACAUGGGGGUCACCUUUACAAUUGCUCCAAUGCUGUAUUUACAUGGACGUGCUUAUUGCAUCCACAUAGAAAUGCAUCAGUUUAGCUGACUUUUUUUUUUUUUUUUUCCCCAGUAGAUGUGUAACCCAUAACGUGCAGGGUUGAGGGGCACCUCCCAUACAAAAAAGGUCCCGAAUAUUGCAGAUAAUACAAUGCCAUUCCCCGGCAGCUCCCUGGUGCCCCUAUGACUGCCCUGACAACUGAAGGAUAAAAAGGGGAAUUUUGUACUUUGUGCUGUUUAUUAUUAUUAUUUUUAUUCCCUUCCUGCAAUAGUGGGAGACGGAGAUGGAGUAUAACCCCCUUCAUUUCAUCCCAGCAGGAUGAAGCUACAAGCAGUGAGGACCUGAACCCCCGGUGGCUACAGGUCGUGUCAUAAUACAAUCUUACUUUCUGGCAACUGUUAUCAUUUUUCAAUUUUUUUUGUACGUACUUGAUUCAUAUGGCCAAAGGCAUUAUGCACAUAACACUCCUGACUCUUGAGAGAAAGCGAUUCUGGGAUAGGUAAAAAAAAAAAAAAUUUAAUAAAAAAUAAAAACUUCAAUAUUCUUUAAAAAUAAUAAUAGAAAAUAUAGAAGAAAAAUAAUAUCAAAGAUCUAUGUGAGCUGGCUCAGAAAUAUCUAAAUCUAAUAGCAGGUAGACGACAUACAAAGUCUAAUAUUUUUUCUUUUAUUUUUUUUUUCUUCUUCGAGUGAAGCCUAAUGUCACUUAGCACAGUGCCAUGACACCGAGCGGAAACCUACGGGAGCGGAGACUUUUCCAACCAAAGUGGCUGUAGAGACGCUUGACGCAAUGGUGCUUGCCACGAAAUCCGUACCCCGAUCGAUGUUACAAGAAAUAGUCUUUAUAUAUAAUAUUAUAUAAAUAUAUAUAUGUCGUCAUUUCAGAGGCCCUUAACUGUUAAAUCCCCGUAUUUUCUAGUAUGGAAAAGCAUAUAAAAUGUGUAAAAAAAAAAAAAAAAUAAUAAUAAUAAUCCAAACCUUACUGACAGUAUUAAUCUUAUUUUUGUAUUUUUAUUUCUUAAAUCGUUCUAUCACUAAUCUACGUUAACUCAUUACUGUGAGGGAGGGCGUGCUGAUGAGACUGAGGCGGCGGCAGCGGCGUGCCCCGCCGCUCAGCAUGUGCUUCAAGUUUUAUUAUUUUUUUACAAAGUUUAUUGAAAUAUACCAAAAAUAUGUAUAAAACACUAGACUAUAUAUAUACAAAAAUAAAGCGGGGUGACAAAUCCCCCUCCGACUCCCUCCCCUCAUCCCUUCUGUUGUACAGCAUUGUGUUCCAUAGCACGCUUUGAAUGUUUUUUUUGUGUUGAGUGGAAUGGCCCCAAUGUUGCCCGUAUUUAUAGUUUUUUGGGGUGUUUUUUUUUUUGCCUCUCCAAUCGAGUCUUCAUCCUGUCUAUGUUUACAGAGACUUGUGUGCUGUAUAUAUACCCUCCUAUAGUGACGUGCUUGGCACCGUCCGUGUGUUUCUUCGUCUGUUUCUAAGGAUAUUUUGUACCACUCGUUUUCAGCUUUUCAGUCCCAGAAUACAGUGCCCCCCCCCCCUCCUUCUCCUCAGUCCUUUGCACUUAAUCUUUCCCAUAUUUUAUCAGAAUAAAUAUGGUCUUAUUAAUGGAUAGACGUAUAUAUUUGUACUGAACAGACGUCUCAAAAGUGCCAACGAUGUUCCACAGGCUACAUAUAUAUAUAUUUUUUUUACUUGUAUUUUGAAGUCUUCUAAAUUUAAAGGUGGUGAUCCACAGGAAAAAAAAAAAAAAACUAAAAUGAGAUCCGAGACCAUUUUUCUAUAUGUUGAUGCUUUGACCAUGUAGGUGCUAUGUUUUUUGGCUUCCAAAUUUUUUCUGGACACUGGUCACCGAACCCUCAAGCAAAAAAAUAAAAUAAAAAAUGGGGCGGGGGUUAAACCCAUUCCCUCUAUGAGCACGUCAAGUCUCAGCUGAGAGGGUUUGGCGCUGUGCGAGUGUGAACCCCCCUCCCACCCCAAUUAUUGCUUUUUUGUUUUUUUUGUUCCAGCGAACUCCUGAACUGGAAAUGUACAGUUUGUAUUUUACUUCUGAAGCUUCUGUAAGUAAAAUGACUUAUUUGCUUUAUUAAAGAUACAUUUAAUAGUGUGACCUUA
Messenger RNA from Bufo gargarizans (Asiatic toad), 7146 nucleotides. It is a transcript of the gene GARRE1, whose product is annotated as granule associated Rac and RHOG effector 1. The record is from RefSeq and is a predicted model, not a curated record. Gene Ontology annotation, molecular function: CCR4-NOT complex binding. The transcript is spliced from 14 exons. Bases 860 to 4042 code for a protein of 1060 amino acids. NCBI's taxonomy places the organism in Eukaryota, Metazoa, Chordata, Amphibia, Anura, Bufonidae. Gene Ontology annotation, biological process: Rac protein signal transduction.